Messenger RNA from Strongylus vulgaris, 525 nucleotides. The record is from the annotation of a GenBank genome assembly. NCBI's taxonomy places the organism in Eukaryota, Metazoa, Nematoda, Chromadorea, Rhabditida, Strongylidae.
AUGGAACCACCUGUGGAACAAAUCCUGCCCACAGAACAGAACCCUGAAGGUGGAGAACGCCGUCGACGCAUUGUAUCUCGAAUUGUAGCCGCAUCUGUGGUUAUCGAUGGUAGAUCCGUUAGCAUACCUUCAUUACCCAGACCGAUUCUCAUCACAUUUCAUCAUCAUCCUGAAGCCCUGCGGCGAAUGUCCUCACCCCAAUGUGCCUGGUGGGAUAUGGAGGAUCUGGAGUGGUCGCAAUCAGGAUGUAUGCUGAAAUCGCACAAUACAAGUCAUACUGUAUGCGCUUGUGAUCAUAUGACACAUUAUGCUGUUCUGAUGGACUAUGUCGGUCACGAGGUUUCGACUAUGGACAGUCAACUUCUCACGAUUAUCACCUAUGCCGGCUGUACGCUGUCGAUCAUUUGCCUCAUUGUGACAUUCCUCUGCUUUGCGAUAUUUGUAACUGGAGGAGGCGAUAGGUAUUUUUUUGCUUCGACAUUUAUCGUAGCAUUCCUUUUUCCUAUGUCUUCCUCUGCAAAAUAG